AUGGAAAGUUAUAAACCUCAAAAUUUAUUUCAAUUCGCAUUGGCAUUUUUUCUAAUCGGUGCAUUUUUUCUAGUUAUUAUACUCUUGUUUUAUGAAUUAUAUUUAUGGAGGCAAGCUAGAAAUACUACUACUAAUAAUAAUAAUGCUAGUAAUAAUCUUGAAUCCCCCAUGGAUAUUUUUGAAGGACGAGUUGGAAAUCAUGUGCAUGUAAAUCACAUGGAAAUAUUUUUACGAUUACGUGAAGAAUUAGCGGGUGUACAUUUGCAGACACAACAACCGCCACGGAUGGGGGAGAGACGUCGGAGAGAGCGGGUUAUAACGAAUCUUCCUCCGCCGAUAGAUUACGAUAAUUACAAGAAAACAGUUACUACAACUGAAUGUGCCAUUUGUUUGGAAGAUUUUGAGAGUGGUGAUUUAUGCAGGCAUCUUCCUCUUUGUAAUCAUAUUUACCAUUUAGGUUGUAUUAAUCGAUGGUUGAUCGAAGAACCGACAUGUCCGAUUUGUCGUACUUCUAUUUCUAAUGCAUAA
This is a messenger RNA of Mercurialis annua (annual mercury), 528 nucleotides long. RefSeq names its product E3 ubiquitin-protein ligase ATL41-like. Lineage: Eukaryota; Viridiplantae; Streptophyta; Magnoliopsida; Malpighiales; Euphorbiaceae. The coding region runs from base 1 to 528 and encodes 175 amino acids. The transcript has a single exon. The record is from RefSeq and is a predicted model, not a curated record.